AUUAAUAUGUAGCUGAGAAGUUCGGUUGUAAUCAUUGUGCUUUCCUGCUUUUCUUUUCUUUGGUUGAAUCUAAUCAAUAAUUGAGCUCAACCCUUUUAAGAUCUUUUCAUGUCUCUGUUUCUCUAACCACUGAACGUAAACAACAACCCCUAGAGAAAGAGAAAACUUUCUGUCUGAUUAUUGGGUUAUCAGUAGUUUCCACAAGUACCAGAAACUGUCAAAGAUCCAUUAGGGUGGAAAAGGUGAAGUGAUAAUACACAACUAAAAGUCCGUCUGCUAAAAAAGAGAGGAAAAAAAACAUUACUUUGAAACCCAUCGCAUACUCCCAUUCAUACUUUCUUAUUAUGUGGUUUUUUUUCUUCUCUUUGUCUCCAUUCAUUGGCAUUAGCUUCUUCUUAGUCUUUUUUUCAUUGUUAUUCAAUGAAUUGUUGGCAUGCGUUUGCCACUGCAGGCAAUGGUAAACUGUUUGUGUCGUAGUCGUAAUUCAUUCAGCUCUGGAGUGGUGCUGUGUAGUUAUGGGUGAAUCAAUAGUUGCGGCCUCAAGUUAUGAAGAUAAGAUAGGAGGAACAGCUGCCUCAGAUCCUGCUCUUCAAGUAUCAGUUUCAUUUGGUAGAUUUGAGAAUGAUUCUUUGUCUUGGGAGAAAUGGUCGUCCUUCUCACAGAAUAAGUACUUGGAGGAAGUAGAGAAGUGUGCCUCUCCUGGAUCUGUAGCUGAGAAAAAGGCCUACUUUGAGGCCCAUUACAAAAAGAUUGCUGCUAGAAAGGCUGAGCUAUUUGAUCAGGAGAAGCAGAUGGAACAUGAAUCAUCGAUGGAAAACAACCAUAACAUUGGAGAUCUAACGGGCAAGAAUGGCCAGACGGAUUCCAGCUUUGAUGUGUCCAAUGGCCAAACUUCUGCUGAAGGGAUUUGGCACGAAAGUAAAUUGGAUAAUGAGCGGGAUGGUGGCCAUGUCGAUGAGCCUUAUGAAGACGCUGCAAUUGAUGUACAUGGUCAAGCCUCAUUGAGUGGGCUCUAUGAAGACGCUGCAAAUGAUGUACAAAGUCAAGCCUCAUCGAACGGGAGAGUGAAAGAAGAACUGGAAAACAAAUUAGAUAGCCCCGAGUCAACCAAGCUGGAAGAAUUGGCUUUAAUAAAAGAGGAGGAAAAGGGAUAUCAAGAUACGAGGGAAUUGCCAAAGAACUCAGAAAAAGAGAAGGAAAGCAUCCUAAUGAUCAAAGAGGAAAAAGUGAAGUUCGAUCAUCAAAGGGGAUCUUCAAAGAUUAUUCCACUGAGCAAGGUUAGAGACAUAGCAAGGGCAAAGAAGAAACCAGAACCACUUGUAACUAAACAGCCACAAAUUUCCACUCCAAAGGUCUCAAAGCGUGUGCCAACUUCUAGUUCACUGUCUGCAUCACAGUCUUCCACGAAGAAAAUGAAUGGCUCAUUGUUACCAAGGAGCAAAAAUCCUCCUGCUGGAGAGAACAAGAAAGUGACUUCUAAAUCCUUGCACUUGUCUCUGACCAUGGAUCCCUCAAAUUCUGAGCCAGAUCCUCUUAUAACUACUAGAAAAUCAUUUAUUAGGGAGAAAAUGGGGGAUAAGGACAUUGUCAAAAGAGCAUUUAAGACAUUCCAAAACAAUUUUAGCCAGUUGAAAUCUUCUGCUGAAGAGAGAGCUAUAAGAGAAAAGCAGGUGCCUGCCAAAGGGACAGAUGUUAAGGUUUCCACGUCAAUGACACCACGAACGGAGAAUAUAGUGUCUCUCAAAUCCAGUCGGGUGGAUAGGAAAACUGCUAAGCUGGCCCCAUCUUCUUUUGUCUUGAAAAGUGAUGAAAGGGCAAAGAGAAGGAAAGAGCUUUCCAUGAAAAUGGAAGAAAAAUCUAAUGCUAAGCCGGCAGAGAGCACACACCUUCGAACAAAAUCAAAGGAGGAAAAAGAGGAAGAGAUUAUAAAGCAAAGACAUAGCUCUAAUUUCAAACCCACGCCAAUGCCAGGUUUCUAUAGAGCACAGAAGGCAUCAAAAAGCCCAUUAGAUAAGGAGGGUUCCAAGACGCUUCGGAUAUAGAGUUAUGCAUAAUCUACCAGGAAUGAGAUACAAAGAAAUUUUUCUACAGGAAACAGUGGGUGAGGGGUAGUCCAUUCACAUUGGAGGCUGCAUGCAUAUAUUUCUAGACUAUGAUUGUACAUACGGAGUGGAGCAAUUGCUUUCCAGCAAGGAACCCUGUAUAUUGGAAUUGCAACCAGAGAAACCGGAUAUCAUUAACCAUGCUGUCUAGAUAGAUGGCAGAUUAGUUGUGUGACAGAAAACGGUAAGAAGUGAGCACUGCCCUGUUUUUCACUCAUCAACUUUGGAGGCAUGGAUGUAGGACGUAGAAAUAAUAAUAAAAAAAUUAUUGUUGUGUGAGAUCAAAAGUAUCAAAUCGGUAGAAAUGCAAGGAGGCCCUGUAAUAGUUUGUAUAUAUUUACUUGUAUUUGUGAUGGUACCAUGCUCUGCUUUUGUAAAGAUGUAUUUUCCAGGCGUCUUGUCCCGCAAA
This is a messenger RNA of Populus trichocarpa (black cottonwood), 2511 nucleotides long. RefSeq names its product protein WVD2-like 7. Bases 516 to 2042 code for a protein of 508 amino acids. The transcript has 8 exons. NCBI's taxonomy places the organism in Eukaryota, Viridiplantae, Streptophyta, Magnoliopsida, Malpighiales, Salicaceae. The record is from RefSeq and is a predicted model, not a curated record.